UACCAGUUUGGGUGGAUGGUAUAAAAGUGGAUCAUUGUGCUAUUAACAAUAUUCACUCACCAAAAUUCACCGGUCCAACAUGUUCGGAAAGUUGAUGGUAUUCUUGUGUGCCGCCGGCAUCGCUGCGGCUAGCGAAGGCUACUUCUACCAAGCACCCGCGGGCCACGGCGCAGCUGUGGUGUCGACCACAGCCGCCCCGGUGUACCAAUCCCACGUGGUGGCUACCACGGCUGCCCCUGUCUACGCUUCCGCCGGCGCCCCAACCAUCACUACCUACUCCGAACCCCAAGUCUUCCACAAGUCUGUCUCAUACCAAGCGGCCCCGGCUGUUUCCUACGCCGCCCAAGUAGUCAAGCAAGCCCCAGCGGUGUCCUACCAGACCUUCUCGACCCCGGCUACGUACACCGCUUCCCCGGUCGUAUUCAAGUCUUACGCCGCCCCUGUGUCUUACGCCAAGUCUUACGCUGCUCCCGUUGUUAAGUCUUACGCCGCCGCACCAGCAGUGUCCUACGCUGCCGCCCCCGUCGUUAAGGCUUACGCCACCGCCGCUCCUGCUGUGUCUUACACCGCUGCUCCCGUCGUGAAGACUUACGCCACCGCCGCCCCUGCUGUGCAAUACAGCACCGCCCCCGUCGUCAAGACUUACGCCACCGCUGCCCCUGCUGUUUCCUACUCAGCAGCGCCCGUCGUUAAGACUUACGCCACUGCCGCCCCUGCUGUUUCCUACUCCGUGGCGCCCGCCCCUCUAUCAUACGUGAAGAGUUACGCCGCGCCUGCCGCUGUAUCGUACUCAGCUCCCGCCGUGUCUUACUCAGCCCCCGCCGCUGUGUCUUACUCAGCCCCUGCUGUUUCGUACUCUGCCCCAGCUGUCUCGUACUCCGCCCCAGCUGUGUCGUACUCCGCCCCCGCUGUUUCGUACUCUUCUUACUCCGCCCCCGCUGUGGAGUACGGUGCUCCUGCCUACGCGUACGCUGCUGCCCCGGUUCACUCGGUCUCGUACUCCUCCGUCCCAGUGUCAUACGUCAGCUACCCAGGUUUCGCCAAGAAGAAGUGAAUAAUUUAAUACGAACAACAGAUUAAUUUAGUUAUAAAGUCAAAAUAUGUAUUAAAAUAUGCAAAUAUAAGUACAUUGUUUGAGUAACUAAAA
This is a messenger RNA of Ostrinia nubilalis (European corn borer), 1147 nucleotides long. RefSeq names its product cuticle protein 16.5-like. The transcript is spliced from 2 exons. Lineage: Eukaryota; Metazoa; Arthropoda; Insecta; Lepidoptera; Crambidae. The coding region runs from base 80 to 1054 and encodes 324 amino acids. The record is from RefSeq and is a predicted model, not a curated record.